Messenger RNA from Erigeron canadensis, 2772 nucleotides. RefSeq lists its product as uncharacterized. NCBI's taxonomy places the organism in Eukaryota, Viridiplantae, Streptophyta, Magnoliopsida, Asterales, Asteraceae. Bases 1 to 2772 code for a protein of 923 amino acids. The record is from RefSeq and is a predicted model, not a curated record. Gene Ontology annotation, molecular function: DNA helicase activity. Gene Ontology annotation, biological process: DNA repair; telomere maintenance. The transcript has 6 exons.
AUGCGUCAGAAAUACAUAGACGCCAUGACAUUAGUGCAAAAAUUUGGAAAACCCGAUAUAUUUUUGACAAUGACAUGUAACCCAAAUUGGCCAGAAAUCAAAGACCUUUUGAUACCGCAAGAAGAAUCACAGAAUCGAGCAGAUCUGGUGGUAAGAGCUUUCCAUGCAAGGCUUGAACUGCUGAAAGAAAACCUCUUUAAGAAACAUAUAUUCGGUGAAGUAGCAGCCUACACUUAUGUUAUAGAAUUUCAAAAGAGAUGUCUUCCACACGCACAUUUUCUCAUUAUAUUGAAACCUCACUGCAAGAUGUAUAGGCCAGAAGAAUAUGAUGAGAUUGUGUCGGCAGAAAUACCUAAUGAGAAGGAUAACCAUCACUUGUAUAAAAUGGUUGUCAAGCACAUGCUUCAUGGCCCGUGUGGUAUACUGAACGUUGAUAAUGUUUGUAUGAAAAAGAAUGGUACUUGCAAAAACUCAUACCCGAGGCCUUAUUCUAAUGAAACCACUCAAACAUCUGAUGCAUACCCGAUCUACCAGAGGCGAAAAAAUGGGGUGACAGUCAAAGUUAGGAAAGCUACACUUGAUAACCGAUGGGUGAUACCAUACAAUCCCUACUUGCUAGCAAAGUUUGAUUGUCAUAUCAACGUAGAUAUAUGCUCGACAAUAAAGGCAGUCAAAUAUAUAUAUAAGUACAUAUGUAAAGGUUGUGAUAGAAUAAGUUUUGUUGUGUCAUCGAAUAAUGAUUCCACGCUGAUAGAUGAAAUAGACCAAUAUCAGUCAGGGAGAUGGGUUUCGGCUCCAGAAGCAACAUGGAGGUUCUACAGAACUGACAAGUUGGCCCAAGACUUGGACUUGACCUACUCUGAGUUCCCAGAUCAUUUUGUUUGGCUGCAAGGGGACAGAUUUUGGAAACAUAGAGACCUAGGGGAUUCUGUAGGCCGAAUAGUAGCAGCUCAUCCAACUGAAGGUGAAAGGGAAGCAUGCUUGUUACGUGGCUAUUUGGUAGAUGAUAAUAGCCAGCAAUUAUGUUUACAAGAGGCCUCUACUUUCCACUUGCCCUAUGAACUCAGACGCCUUUUUGCCACCCUUCUGGUUUAUUCAUGCCCCAACAACCCUCAAGCCCUGUGGUUAGCUUAUGAAGAUUUAAUGGUGGAAGACCUAUUAAGAUUUAACCAGAUGACACAUAAAGAAGCUACAAAGCAGGCGUUGUUACAGGUCAAUGGAUUUUUACAGUCCAUGGGCAGAAACAUUCAUGAAUUUGAUCUGGCACCACAAGCAUACUCAUAUGCUGACCUUCAAGAUUUGACAAGAGAAAUUAGAGCUGAACAAGGUAUUAUAGUCUCGCAGGAAGAUCUUGAUACAAUAAUAAAACUCAAUGAAAAGCAAAAAAUAGCCUUCGAUAUAAUAAUUGGGAGAGUCCAUUCAAAUGAAGGUGGUGCUUUCUUUGUUGAUGGCCCUGGUGGUACGGGAAAAACGUAUCUGUAUAGGGCUUUAUUAGCAAAGAUUAGAUCAGAAACACAUAUAGCGCUGGCAACCGCCACUUCAGGCAUAGCAGCGUCAAUACUCCCUGGGGGUAGGACGGCUCAUUCAAGAUUCAAAAUCCCACUUGACUUAGUCGAAGGAGGAACCUGUAGAGUUAGCAAACAAAGUUCUUUGGCAACUCUAAUUAAAGGCUCUAAGCUGAUCAUAUGGGAUGAGGCCCCAAUGGCCAAAAGGACCGCUAUCGAGGCUUUAGAUGAUCUUUUGCAAGAUCUCAUGGAUUCAAAGGAACUUUUUGGGGGUAAGGUUGUCGUGCUUGGUGGAGAUUUUAGACAGACACUACCCGUGGUGCGCAAGGGUACUAAGGCGGAAACUAUUGCUGCAUGUCUAACUAAAUCUCCAUUAUGGCCAUCACUUCACAUAUUACGUUUGGAAGAGAACAUGAGAGCUUUGUUAGACCCUGCUUUUAGCGAGUUUCUGCUCAAAAUUGGCAACGGAACCCAACCCACGGAUGAAAAUGACCUAAUCAACAUUCCUGCCUCCAUGCUCAUUGACAGACAUUCAGAAACCGCCUCCUUAGAUGCCCUCAUUGAAUCUGUCUACCCAAAUAUUCAGACCUUUAGUGGCUCAUGUGAGCUAACGGAAUAUGCAAGCUUUGAUGAGACGAUAGAUCCAAAUGACCAAACUCAGUAUGAGGACUUUUUGCAUUCGCUUACACCAAAUGGUAUGCCACCUCAUAGGCUUUUUUUGAAACCAAACUCGCCUAUCAUUCUGUUAAGAAACUUGAACCCUACUGAAGGAUUAUGCAAUGGGACUAGAUUAAUAUGCAGAGAUUUGAGAAGCAACGUCAUACAUGCUGAGAUUGCUUUUGGAGACUUUGCUGGCAAAGAAGUUUUUAUACAUAGAAUACCUUUGCAGCCUCCAACUGAUGAGGAUUGUACUGUUCCGUUCAAAAGGAUUCAGUUCCCAAUCAGGUUAUGCUUUGCAAUGACUAUCAACAAAGCACAAGGCCAAACCCUUGAUUUUGUUGGCGUUUACCUAAAAGAACCUGUCUUUUCUCACAGGCAACUUUAUGUUGCACUUUCACGGGCAAGGACAACAGAACAUGCAAAAGUGCUGAUUAGGCCACCUCUCUUUGAUGCUCCCAACGUUAGAGAAACAAAGAACAUUGUGUAUAAAGAAGUUCUCCAAAUCACUGACGAUAUUGGUGGUCUGCCACUUAAUGCUGGUCAUUCUGUUUUCAUUGACUCGCUUUCUUUGUGGCGUAGCUUUUGCGGCACCCAUGAACGUGCCUGA